Leptopilina heterotoma is the source of this 3055-nucleotide messenger RNA. RefSeq names its product elongation of very long chain fatty acids protein-like. Gene Ontology annotation, molecular function: fatty acid elongase activity. The record is from RefSeq and is a predicted model, not a curated record. NCBI's taxonomy places the organism in Eukaryota, Metazoa, Arthropoda, Insecta, Hymenoptera, Figitidae. Bases 477 to 1325 code for a protein of 282 amino acids. Gene Ontology annotation, biological process: fatty acid elongation, saturated fatty acid; fatty acid elongation, polyunsaturated fatty acid; sphingolipid biosynthetic process. Gene Ontology annotation, cellular component: endoplasmic reticulum membrane. The transcript has 5 exons.
AGGGUCAAAAAACUUGCCGCGCUCACGUGAUUUGCGUUUACCUCUUGAGUAAUUUAAGUGUCUCUUUUUAAUUAUAAUACAAUGGUCGUAUGUUUAACAUCAGGAAAAAAGUUUCUUUCAGUACAAUUUAGUUUUUCACGGUGGCUGGGUGGGUUAAGAUGAUUUUCAAAAUAUAAAUAAUCUUUCUUUUCGAUAUUUUUCAUCCAUAAGAGUUAAACUGAAAGAAACGUGAAAUUUCGGUUUUUUCCAAAGAAGUGAAAAAAUAGAAAGUUAAUAAAUUAUAAAUAGUGAAAAUUUUUAAGGGGAGGGAAGAAAAUUAAACAAUAAAAUUUUCUAAUAAGUAGCGUAAAACUUGUUUGUUAAAAUUAUUUUUUAAAUUUCUUUUUCAAUUUUUGGGACUGUAUGUUGAUUUGCAAGUGCCUGAUAUUCUUAUUAAUAUUGAUAAGUGCAGGAUAUCAGAGAAAAAUUGAUUCAAAAUGGCAACUAUAGUCAGGGCUAUUGUGCAGGGAUAUAAAUAUUUUAAUGACGAAGUAUCAGAUCCGAGAACAAAGGACUGGUUUCUUAUGAGAACUCCAUGGCCAGGAGUGACCUUAUUGGGAUUGUAUUUGUACUUUGUUUUUAAUGUUGGACCAAGAUUUAUGUCAAAUAAAUCUCCUUAUCAGCUGGACAGAAUAAUGCAAAUAUAUAAUGUUUUGCAAGUCAUCCUUAGUUCAAUUUUAUUUUAUAAAGCACUUGCAUUAGCUUGGCUGUGGGAUUACAAAUUUGCUUGUGAACCAGUAGAUUUUUCAACUGAUCCCAAAGCUAUAGAGAUCGCUGGAACUGUUUGGCUUUAUUUCAUCGUAAAAAUAAUUGAUCUUCUCGACACAGUGUUUUUUGUAUUUCGAAAAAAGUACAAUCAAAUAUCGUUUCUUCAUGUAUAUCAUCAUACAGGAAUGGUAAUGGGCGCCUGGGGUGCAGUUAAAUAUCUUCCAGGAGGUCAUGUUACAUUUUUAGGUUUAGUCAAUUCUUUCGUCCAUAUUAUCAUGUACAGUCAUUAUUUGGCAACAUCCUUAAAAUUGGGUAAGCCUUGGUGGAAGAAGUACAUCACUCAACUUCAACUGGUGCAAUUCGUUUUAAUCCUCUUUCAUUUCGCACAACUAGUUUGGGUUAAAAAUUGUGAAUUUCCAAGAUGGCCAGCAGCAGUUAUGAUCCCACAAAAUCUUUUUAUGAUUGUCCUUUUUGGCGAUUUUUAUUAUAAAACUUACAUUAAGAAAAAUUUAACUAAAAAUGUAGAACAAAAUGGAAAUUCAAAAAUAAUAUCUAAUGGAAAGUCAAAAAGUCAGUAAAAAUUAAAUGAAAAUUACAUUUUCAUUUUUAUCAUUUGAGAUUUUCCAUUGAUCAUGAAAAAUUCAACAAUAUAAGGGUUUGUCCGAGGGGAAUUAAAAAAUAAGACAAUUCAAUUCGUUAAAGUUAAAAAAUAAUCGAAACAUCCCUAUAAAAUUGGAAAAAGUAUAUGCAUACAAUUAUAACCAAUUCUUAUUUAGAAAAGCAUCCUAACCCUUUCGGACUUACUCUGUUAAACAUGCAAAUCAUACUCGAUUUUAGAACUUCAUUAUAAUAAUUAUUCAGAGAGUUAGACAGAUUGUAAAUUUACGAAAUUAAUUAAACAGUCAGGAGAGAUUGGAGCAAGAAAAUUUUAUUUACUCUCAGUAGGAUUUUAUUUAAAAGAACAUUAUAUUCGUAUUUAGCACCAAAUUUCACUUUGGAAUUUACUUAACUAAGUAAAUGUAUGGAAGGAAAUAUUCGCGAAAAACUGAAAUAAAUCAUGAUAUAAUAUUUUACCAAAAAAUAUGUUUAACAUACAUCAGUAUUUAAGUAGCGUUUUCAAUUGGUAGCCGGUAAGGUUUAAACUUUUUUUCAUCUUCUGGCAUCGAGAUAUUCUUAUUAUUCUUGCCCCAUUCUCCUCUACUAUUUUAUUAUAAAAAUAAAAGAAUGCCUGUAUUAUUAAAUUCAUAAAAUAAUUUUUAUUAUUAUUUUGCAAACUAAGUUAUUUAAUAUGUAUAUUUUAUUAUAAAUUAGUAUACAAGUUUGAAAAAUUUGUAUUUCUCAAAGUACAUAAUUUUAAGUAUAAAAUUGGAUAGACGUCGACAUUGACUUUGAAAGCCUUUCAUAGCAAUAUUAUAGAAGAUUAAAAAAACCCAGUAAUAAGGCAGGAAUAGAAAAGAAUUACAAUUUUUUCAUAUUCUCGAAAAUUUAAUAUUUUCUUAUUAUAUUUAAUCCCGAAAAUUACUUCUUAAUUUCUAUAUCUUCAAAAUGGACAGAUUUAAUUUUCUUAAUUCCAAACAAUGCCUUCUGGAAAAAGUGAUGUUGAAUAUAUUUUAUUUUUAAACUGGAAUAGACUUGAAAUCUUCUAAAUAGAAUUUAAUAAUGAAAAGUAGAAAUUUCCGUUCAUAUUCAGUCUCACGUGAAUUGAAAUAAAUAGAAAUUUGCAAAUUUCUAUACGUGAGAUUAAAAGAAGAGAAUUUUCGGAAUUAACUCUUUUAAUUCCAUUCUAUUCUAGUUGUUUUACCGGGUAGAUAUAAAAUUUGUAUUUUUGCAGAAUUUAAUAUAAUAGUAAGAAGAUAUUUAUCUAUGAUUUUAAAUUAAACUAAGCUAUGAAUGAUUUCAGUUCAGAGUUUAUAGUGUAAAAUAUAUAAAAUCUUCAUGGUAUUCCUAGUGUAAGUAGGAAUGACCUAAGAUUCCAUUGUAAAUAAGAGUCAUGUAUACAUACUUAAAGAUCUGAAACACUAAUAAUUAUAAUAUUAAUUAUUAAACUGUAGUAUAAUACAAACUUUAUUAAGGCCUUCUUAACUUAUCAUUUUUUUCUUUAUCAUUAAAUCCGGAUUUUUACACUUUCAGAUAUUUUGUAUUAGAAUUCAAAAAUAAGUAAAUAACAUAAUAUACCGGUAGCCUAUGAAUUGUAUACUUUCGUCCAAGGAAAGUUAACUUAAUAAUUAAGAACAUAAUGUAAUUAAAUUAUUAUUUAAAUUAAAUUACAUUAAAUUAAUGUAUAUUCAUUAAAGUAAUUAACUUAUUA